AUGUUUAGAAAAUUAUUCCCUGGAAAUUCUCGAUCUGCUGCAAUAUCCACAACCACUGCAAAUAUUCGAAGGACAUCAAUAAGCGUUAGUGUAAUACAUCGAGUUCAUUUACAACAGCAAUCUAUCCAAUCAAAUCAAAGAAAAAUUCUUUAUGAAAUGCUUAAAUCUAAAGCUUUUUUUGUUCAAGGAUUUUAUAUGUCUUUAUCUUUAUUAGCUCGUUAUUCUGGUUUUCAUUUAAUUCCAUUAUUUUGUUUGUUUUUGUAUGGUAAUGGAGUUCAAUCAAUUAAUGAAAGGGCAACAAUUAAUGUUAUGGGAAACGUUUUAAUUUUGGUAAGUGUUAAAAUUUGGAAUCCAAAUUAUAGUCUUUGGGGUUAUGCCUUAGUUUGCUUGGAAUAA
Meloidogyne enterolobii is the source of this 396-nucleotide messenger RNA. NCBI's taxonomy places the organism in Eukaryota, Metazoa, Nematoda, Chromadorea, Rhabditida, Meloidogynidae. The record is from the annotation of a GenBank genome assembly.